UUCGACUUUAAAGCAAUUGCUAUAUAAAGUGGCAGUACAUCACACGAGCAUCAUAAGUCACUCGGCUACUGGUCAUUACCCACUCAAAUGAUUUCAACAAAGUACCUGAUCGUCCUGUGCUGCGUGGCGGCAGCUGUGGCCCGCCCCAGCGACAAAUACACCGACAAGUAUGACAACCUCAACAUCCAGGAGAUCUUGGAGAACAAGCGUCUCUUGAAGGCGUACGUUGACUGCGUGAUGGGCCAGGGCAAGUGCAGCCCCGAUGGAAAGGAAUUGAAAGAGCAUCUGCAAGAAGCCAUCGAGACUGGCUGUGCCAAGUGUACCGAAGCUCAAGAGAAGGGCGCGUACACCGCCAUCGAGUAUCUGAUCAAGAACGAACUUGACAUCUGGAAGCAGCUUUCGGCCAAGUUCGACCCUGAAGGCAAGUGGAGGAAGACCUACGAGGACCGCGCCAGGGCCAACGGAAUCGUGAUACCGGAGAUGCGUCGCGUCAUAAUUUUGUUAGCAGUAGUAGCGCUGGUGACGCAAUCAUUUGCUGAGGAAGGAACAGAGAAAAAAGAAGAUAAGAAAGAAGAAAAGAAAGAAGAACAGACUGACGAAAAGAAGUACACUGAUCGAUUCGAUGACAUCAAUAUUGAAGAAAUCAUCGCAAAUAGAAGGCUGUUAGUACCGUACCUCAAGUGUGUUCUGGACAAAGGCCGGUGUACUCCUGAAGGAAAGGAGCUGAAAGCUCACGUGAAAGACGCUAUGCAGACCGCAUGCGAGAAAUGUACAGACAAGCAGAAAACUGGUGCCAGGAAGGUGGUGAACCACAUCCGUGACAACGAGAAGGAGUACUGGGAAGAACUCAUCAACAAGUAUGACCCUAAGGGCGAGUUCAAGAGCAUCUACGAACCCUUCCUGGCUGCUAAAGAAUAAGGGACAAUGAUCAAAAAUAGAAGAAUUUAUGAUUUGUGAUAGAUUUUUAUCUAUAAUACUUUGCUCAAAUUCUUUUUCGAUCAUAUAAGUCUAUUUUAACUUUAUUCUUGCAUUUCAAUGUAUCAAUUUUAUAAAAUGUUAUUUAAAAAAUCUACAAACCACAAAUAAAUCAUUUCUUUAAA
Molecule: messenger RNA, 1100 nt
Organism: Ostrinia nubilalis (European corn borer)
Lineage: Eukaryota; Metazoa; Arthropoda; Insecta; Lepidoptera; Crambidae
Gene: CSP4
Product: putative odorant-binding protein A10
Exons: 5
Coding region: 88-918 (276 amino acids)
Source: RefSeq, a predicted model, not a curated record